UUUUUACUCUCGUCCUACUAGAUAGUGUACUAGCGGUGCUCCUAGUUUCUAAUCGAAGUGGUAUAAUUUCCCCACAAAAAGUAGAUCAGAAUAAAAUGUGCUCUUUCUGGCUGACGACGUUCUUGCUGACGCUGCGUUCUCAACUGGAUGAGGUAAAUCGUUUUGCGGUUUCUCGUGGACCUGACCUAACUGUUGCCGUGGACUAUCAUGGCUUUUCUUUCGUGCAUAACUUAUUGGCGAUUACUACCUCGGCAGUGACAGACGUGUCAUCAACGCCUCUUUCGAGUCCAGAAACGCAAGAAUUUUCCCACGCCGGGAGAUCGCCACUAGAGUCGGGUGCCCUCAACGAGUUGCAUCAAGAAGCAGAAGUAGAUGGGACGCCAAGUGCGCAUGCUUCUGGAUCAUCAUCUUCCGAGCAGUACGAGGCUUCAGCACCUUCGCGAACAGCAGCUCCGAAGCUUCUUCUGCGUCGUGCCAAUGCCGCCGCGAAUAGUAUCGACGCGUCAUUCUCGACUGCCAACGCGCAACCAUUUUUCUACGACGACGUCGCUCUGCUGUUUAACGGUGAGAUAUACAAUUACCGGGAGCUAUUGCACGAGCACGGAUUAGCAAGUUUAUUCACCACACGAAAUUCUGGCACAUAUGAUGAAGAUGAACUGCAGGAUCCUCUCAACAACGCUCAAAAAAAGAAUGGUGCUCUCAACGAGGGAGAGACUUUGGUGCGUUUAUACCGAAGGCUCGGACCGCGAUUCAUCAGUUUUCUGGACGGCGAAUUCGCUCUGGC
Amoebophrya sp. A25 is the source of this 784-nucleotide messenger RNA. Lineage: Eukaryota; Dinophyceae; Syndiniales; Amoebophryaceae. The record is from the annotation of a GenBank genome assembly.